UAAUCACUCUCUCCCUCUAUCUAUCUCUAUACAGUUGUCUGAAAUCUUUAGCUGUUAAAGUCUUCCGGCAACAAUGGCGUUUUCGAGCUUUUUGACGGUGUUGAUGGUUGCAUUGAUCGCUGGAUCUGCUUUGGCUCAGUCACCUACGGUCGCGCCAACAGUUUCUCCGACGGCUACUCCCACCGCCUCACCUCCGUCUCCUGUUUCCGCGGUUCCUACUUCCUCACCAACUGUUGCUCCGUUGGCUUCUCCACCGGCUCCUCCUACUUCUCUUGCUCCCGGUUCUCCCAUCGGUUUGCCUCCUUCGAUCUCAUCAACUCCUACCGAUUCGCCUACGUCUUCUCCACCUAAUUCUGCUAGCUUGAACAGAGUUACCGUCGCUGGAUCCGUUGCCGUGGUUGUCUUAGCCGCAGCUUUUGUUCUGUAGAGAUCUAUUCUCAUUUCAUGAUUUUCACGUUGAGUGAGGGUUUGCGACUUGUGAUUAUAUUUACUUCAUUGUUAUUAUUUUUUUUUCCACUAGUUGAUUAUUAGUCGAUCUCUAUUUCACGAUCCGAGACGACGAUCGAGCACUCGAUUUGUUGUUGUUGUUGUUGUUGUUAUUAUCAUCAUUAUUUUAUACAAUCAUCUACUCAUUCUUAUACA
Cynara cardunculus var. scolymus (artichoke) is the source of this 642-nucleotide messenger RNA. Its product is annotated as classical arabinogalactan protein 5-like. The transcript has a single exon. NCBI's taxonomy places the organism in Eukaryota, Viridiplantae, Streptophyta, Magnoliopsida, Asterales, Asteraceae. The coding region runs from base 74 to 427 and encodes 117 amino acids. The record is from RefSeq and is a predicted model, not a curated record.